AUGGACCCAAAAUGGAUUCAGGUUCUGGUGGUUCUGCUGCUACGUCACAGAGUCGCCUCGGGUGGUCAGGUGGAAGCAGGAGAGGGGGAGGAGGUUUCAGUCAAGUGUAGCCCUCAGUCUCCAGGGACCAUGGUGAUCUGGUUUCGAGUGCUGGAUGGAUCUGGCAUGGAGUUCAUCGCCUCCUCUGGUUCCAGCGCUCACAUAAAGCAGGCUGGAACGAACUUCUACAAACUCUUCAAGCUGUCAGACUCAAGAACUCUCACACUGAAGUCCUUCAGCAGAAGCGACGGUGGGAUCUACAGCUGCGCCUCUCUGGUCGGCGGAAACAAACUCGACUUUGGAGAAGUGACCAAACUGCAGCUGAGUGAAGGUACUAAAAACGCAACAGUAGCUCCGGCACCACGGACCACCACGCAGACGUCGACACCAGCCAACACCUGCCUGUGCACAAAGAAGACAGAGUCGCCCAUGUUUUGUGCUCCGAUCGUCCUGGCCCCCCUGGCUGGAGGCUGCGGCCUUCUCCUCCUGCUCCUCAUCGUCACCUCCGUGUACUGCAACCGAAUGCGGACUCGACGGUGCCCGCAUCAUUACAAGAGAAGGUAA
Nematolebias whitei (Rio pearlfish) is the source of this 603-nucleotide messenger RNA. RefSeq names its product CD8a molecule (gene cd8a). The record is from RefSeq and is a predicted model, not a curated record. NCBI's taxonomy places the organism in Eukaryota, Metazoa, Chordata, Actinopteri, Cyprinodontiformes, Rivulidae. The coding region runs from base 1 to 603 and encodes 200 amino acids. The transcript is spliced from 5 exons.